Messenger RNA from Stegostoma tigrinum, 993 nucleotides. RefSeq names its product probable G-protein coupled receptor 139. Gene Ontology annotation, cellular component: membrane. The coding region runs from base 1 to 993 and encodes 330 amino acids. Gene Ontology annotation, molecular function: G protein-coupled receptor activity. The transcript has 2 exons. NCBI's taxonomy places the organism in Eukaryota, Metazoa, Chordata, Chondrichthyes, Orectolobiformes, Stegostomatidae. The record is from RefSeq and is a predicted model, not a curated record. Gene Ontology annotation, biological process: G protein-coupled receptor signaling pathway.
AUGUCUCUUGGUUUUUUGAUCAAGUUGAAGAUUCUGUGGGCGAUUACUGCUUUACAGAAGAUUUAUUAUCCAGUUUUAGCCACGUUUAGUGUCCUGGUUAAUGUGAUUGCAAUAGUGGUCCUGGUUCGAGGAAAGUGCGGCCUUUCCAAAUGUGUGACUCAUUUCCUGGUGGCCAUGGCAGGAGCAGAUCUGUUGGUCAUUAUCUUUGAUCUGAUACUACGACAAAUUCCUAUUGCAUAUCGGGAGGACUUCUUUUUUCUGAAUUUUGUCUCCUUGUGCAACAUCCAUGCUGUUAUGCUUUAUGCUGCCACAGACUGUUCUGUCUGGUUCACCGUCAUGUUCACCUUUGAUCGGUUUGUAGCCAUUUGCUGCCAAAAGCUGAGAAGUAAACAUUGCACCAAGAAAACAGCGUGUGUGGUUUUAGGAACAGUGACUGUGCUGAGUUGUUUGAAGAACAUUUUCUGGUGUUUCUUGUAUUCAAGUAGUUACUGGCUUUCUAAUACCCCAUGGUUUUGUAGCGUGAUGUAUGCUGUAAUUACUUCAAUUGCCUGGACUAUCGUUGAAUUGAUGCAUUACAUAAUUACGCCAUUCAUUCCAUUUGUUUUGAUUCUAGUGUUAAAUGCAUUGACUGUCAAAAAUAUUAUAUUAGCCAACAGAGCCCGCAGGAGACUCCUAGGUCAGUCAACUGGGGACAGUCCCAGUGACCCAGAGAUGGGGAGUCGGAGGAAAUCCAUGAUUUUGCUUUUUGUUAUAUCUGGCAAUUUCAUUACACUAUGGAUGGUGUUCAUUGCUUAUUCCGUAUUAAAGCGAUUUGAUUACUUGGGAUAUCCAGUUCCGCUGCCAACAUUUGUGAAUGAGAUUGGCUUCAUGCUCCAGCUCCUGAGUUGCGCCACGAACACCUUUAUUUAUGCAGUUACCCAGAGGAAAUUCAGAGAAGAGUUGAAGAAUGGAGUAAUGUAUCCCUUCAUUAAGUUGGUCAAAAUAAUUUGUUGA